AUUCAACUGAUUGGAAGAAGUGUUCUGGUUUCCCUUCUUUUGAUUACAUAAUGAAGUAUACAAUUUUGAUUUUUGUUGCUAUUUGCAUUGUGCUUUUAUGCACACACUGCAAAAGUGAGGACAGCAAGGGCAUAGAAGCUAGACAUCAUCAUCAUCACGGACAUCAUCACGGACAUCAUCAUGGACACCAUCAUCACCAUGGCCAUCACCAUGGCCAUCAUCACCAUCACGGUCACCACCAUGGACAUCACCACCAUCACGGCCAUCAUCAUCAUCAUGGGCAUCAUCAUCACCAUGGGCAUCAUCACCAUCAUGGGCACCACCACGGACAUCAUCACCACCAUGGGCAUCACCACGGUCAUCAUCACCACCAUGGGCAUCACCACGGUCAUCAUCACCACCAUGGGCACCAUCAUGGGCAUCAUCACGGUCAUCAUCAUGGGCACCACCACGGACAUCAUCACGGCCAUCAUCACUGAAUCAUCGGGCUUCAAUUAAUUACUCUUAAUUACAUAAAUAAUGUGCUAUAACAGAAUAAAACUUUAUAAAAUCUUUCUGUACAUUUACUGGGUAGUAACACUGAUCGAUUUAAUGUAGUUCCGUUCUGGCUUGGUUCUAUUAAAUACUUUAAAAUCCUAGCACUUCCUCAAUUUUCUUGUGUAGGUAUUUUUUAAAAGAGUAUUCAUGCAACUAAUUCGCUUCAGAUAUGUAAGGAACACUUUCACGGGAAAUACAGCAAAUUUAUUAAAGUAAAAACGCUAUUUGAAUUUGAAA
Messenger RNA from Stegodyphus dumicola, 774 nucleotides. RefSeq lists its product as uncharacterized. The record is from RefSeq and is a predicted model, not a curated record. Lineage: Eukaryota; Metazoa; Arthropoda; Arachnida; Araneae; Eresidae.